This is a messenger RNA of Diorhabda sublineata, 615 nucleotides long. RefSeq names its product small nuclear ribonucleoprotein F (gene SmF). The coding region runs from base 147 to 413 and encodes 88 amino acids. Gene Ontology annotation, cellular component: catalytic step 2 spliceosome; U1 snRNP. Gene Ontology annotation, biological process: mRNA splicing, via spliceosome; spliceosomal snRNP assembly. The transcript is spliced from 2 exons. Gene Ontology annotation, molecular function: RNA binding. The record is from RefSeq and is a predicted model, not a curated record. NCBI's taxonomy places the organism in Eukaryota, Metazoa, Arthropoda, Insecta, Coleoptera, Chrysomelidae.
UAUCAAAUGUCAAAAAUUCAGCAUUUGUAAUUUAUUUUAAGGUUAAUUCGUUAUUCUAACGUUUAUUAAUUAAGAUUGUAUUUACUUUUAAAAUACCUAUAGUAUUUAAUUUUAUUAUUAUUCGUAUAAAUUAAUAAUCCAUCAAGAUGUCAACUGCUAUGCCAAUUAAUCCAAAACCAUUUCUCAAUGGUCUCACCGGGAAAGCCGUCUUAGUGAAAUUAAAAUGGGGCCAUGAAUAUAAAGGUUAUCUUGUCUCAGCUGACGGAUAUAUGAAUGUACAAUUAGCAAAUGCAGAAGAAAUUAUUGACGGAGCUGUUGCAGGAUCAUUAGGGGAAAUUCUAAUACGAUGUAAUAAUAUUUUAUUCAUAAGAUGCGCCGAAGAAGAAGAUGAAGAGGGUGAAAUGAGAGAUUAGUUUAGUCUUAGUAUAAUUUAUAAUUAAGUUUUUCUACAAAUAAAAAAUUUGAAUAAGUAUAACAGUUAUAUUCUUUCAUAAAAGGUGUAAUUAUUUUUAUUUAAUUAAAAUAGAAAUUUUAUCAAUUUCUUAUAUCAAUUUGAAAAUUUGAAAGUUAACUGUUUACAACUUUGUAUACUGAAAUAAAAACAAUAGAAAAUAA